Panthera uncia (snow leopard) is the source of this 389-nucleotide messenger RNA. Its product is annotated as NADH dehydrogenase [ubiquinone] 1 subunit C2-like. Gene Ontology annotation, cellular component: mitochondrial inner membrane. Gene Ontology annotation, biological process: mitochondrial electron transport, NADH to ubiquinone. Lineage: Eukaryota; Metazoa; Chordata; Mammalia; Carnivora; Felidae. The transcript has 2 exons. The record is from RefSeq and is a predicted model, not a curated record.
AUGAUGAGCAGGCGGCCAGGGAAAGUGCCCUUAUAGUUUCUGCCGCAUGAGGCCUAGAGUCUUCCCCAGCCCAAGCUGACCGACCUGUGGCUUGUCCACUUCUGCUUCUUGGGUGACUGCUUUGGCCUGAUUGAUAAUGCGAUCUGGCAGAGGCUGGUGGUGUUGGCCGACUACAAAUAUGCUGUGAAGGACCAUGGUAUGUUUACAUAUGUAAAAUCACAUCCUGAGGAUUUUCCUGAAAAAGAUAAGAAAACUUAUGGUGAAUUUCUUGAAGAAUUCCAUCAGUGCAUUGAAGUCUUUAAAAUGCAUACUUUGGUUUCACUGAUGCCAGUGGUUUCUGAAUUUUGUGGAACAUGUUUCCAUGAUAUUUGAAGUUUAUGUUAAUCUGU